GGCAGUUGGCGCCAGAUCCUAGCGCUGCCUCACGGAGAUCGAUCCAACUGCAGAGCACCUGAAGAGAAGCACGCUCUUCUUUCAAUGGCGACCAAAUGACACAGACACCCGACUGCCGGAUAUGCGGCACAUGCUGUGAGGGGUCCAAAUGUGGGCUGUCCUUGUCCUGACAGUGAUGGGUAUCCAGGUUGCAUCUCCCUUUCAAAUUGGAGCCUCAGACAACAAGUUUCUCGGGUUCUCAGACAAACAGAUCUUAGAUUACCUACUUGACAAAAGUAGAUACGACAAGCGUAUGCGCCCCAUAGAUUUCACUGUCGUGAAUGUCACUGUCUUGUUAUUAACCCUCUCCUCCCCAGAUGAAUCUAGUUUAAAAUACGAAGUGGAAUUCCUGAUGCAUCAGAAAUGGUACGACCCCCGGCUCAAAUUCGACGACGCAGGAACACAUCGGUACCUGAAUGGGCUGUUACACACAGAUAACAUCUGGCUCCCGGACACCUACUUUAUUAAACAUGGAGAAUUUAAGUACCCGCUUAUCCCUAUACACAUAGCGCUCAGGAUCUAUCCCAACGGCUCUGUGAUAUAUUCGAUGAGGAGAAGUAUGGUUUUGAACUGCCAGGGUAACCUCCACAUUUUUCCUUUCGACAAUCUCAAGUGUCCCUUCGCGUUAGAAAGUGUGUCCCAUGAAAAUACAGAAGUGGAACUUCGAUGGUCAAAAACGGAGCAAGCGAUAAGAGGAGCAACCUCUUUACGACAGCAGAACGCUUAUCUCGUCAAAAACGUUACAGGGGAGUGCAUCCGACAGCAUACGUGGAGAGAUAGCUACAGCUGCUUAAACGUUCUAUUAGUUUUCACGCGGGACAAGUCUUUCUAUAUCAGCACAGUUUUCGUUCCGGGUGUUGUCCUGGUGACCAGCUCCUUCAUCAGUUUCUGGCUGGACAUAAAUGCUGUGCCGGCUAGGGUGAUGAUAGGCGUGACCACCAUGUUGAACUUUUGCACUACUACCAACGGCUUCCGCUCCACUCUGCCAGUCGUGUCCAACUUAACGGCCAUGAAUCUGUGGGACGGAGUGUGCAUGUUUUUCAUUUACGCCUCUAUGCUGGAAUUCAUCAUCGUCAAUUAUUUGUACCGGAAACUGCCUGGAGCUUCCAGCAGCCGCCCCGUAUCGGCGCCGGUGCCUGAAUCCCUGAAGAACCCGUCCCUUGCCCAGACCAACAGUCGCCGAGUGUUCUCCGACACCAACGUCCAGCAGCCAACCCAGACGCCCGCCACAACCCCGAACGCCGUCCCCGAGCACCCUUCCGCCCUCAACCACCGGCUGCAGAGUGACAAGGCUAGGGCCGCGGCCUCAGUCUUCGCCUGGUUGAGACGUCCUCAACUUUUUGUCACUCCUGACACGCGCAACAGGCAAAGACUGGCCAAACAGAUCGACAAUGUCUCGAAAGCCGUCUUCCCGCUGCUCUUUGGCAUCUUCACCGUCGGCUUCGUCCUCACCUUUGCCGUCAUCAAGCCGUCGCAGGAGGAGAACUUCACGCUACUCUAGCAAGCAGAACAAACCUAUUAGUGGCCUUUCUUCCCAUCGCACGUCGCUUUGUACACAUUUCUGUUUCAUCCUUCCGUCAUGCUUUCUGUUGUCCUUCAAGCUGGAGCAUAUUUUGCCACAAAGUUAUAACCAAAAGGCAUCACUAAAGUAAUAAGGAUUACAAAGCCAUAAACCAUUCAUUACAGCACGAGUUUUACACUCUCUGUCAAAUUACAGAACAUUGACAAAAUAAUUUUAUUUUACUCAUUUUUUUUCAAAAAAAAAAGUUUUGAGAUAUAAUUUCCGAUAAUUUUUAUUAAAGAUUUUCAUAGUUAACUUCCUUAACUAUUUGACUGCAAACAAUUAAAAUGAAUCAAAUUUAAUGCAAUGCAUUUUUAAUACGUAACAAGCCUCAUAUGAAACGCUAAACUUGAGAUAAGAAGAAAUUUUGCCUUUUGUGACGCAUUUUGAUCUAUUUCGUUGGUUAUUAACAAAUUAGUUAUUACACUGUGCACUUCAAGAGAACUAACUUUAGGUCUCAAAAUCAUUUAAUGAUAUUAAUUGAUUCAAAUCGCAUUAUACCCUACGUUAUCUAUAAUAUGAAAUCGAAAAAAUAUGAAUAGAAUAAACGAUUUGAUAUAGUAAAAAACAAAAAGCAUUUUAAGUAGGUAAUGUUGAUUAUGAAGAGAUACUUAAAAACAUACUAGGCAAGGCUUUACAGAAAAUAAAAUAAGAUGCAUAUGAUAACGUAAAAAUUGUAAAAUAACAAAAAACUUCUUCAGUCACCUUUUUCUUCCAUUUUUUUUCUCGCCAUCUUAAAACACACUUUUCAGUUUCAAUCUACAUUAAUACUUAAUAAACACAGUUUAAUGGAUAAUUUAACAAAUAUAAAUAGCACAUAAUUUCGAUUUUCAGUCACCUUAAAAAAAUUAAAAGUAUUGCUGAAUUGUUCAACAAAACACGAUUUUGAGACCUACGUUAGCGAUUUUAUAUUUUCAAAAACUGAAUGUUUUCUAGUCAGCAUAAUAUUUUGACUAUUUGUCAACCUUCCUUCCAUUCUUAAAUAACUCCGAAAGAAGUAACAUCUUUUCGUCGAAAAUGCUGUAUUUGUUUAUGUGAUCAUUACGUACUUUAUUUUCUCAAGUUUUCGAAUACCUGCACUCGGGAGAAAUCAGCUAAAUCAAUUUUAAUCUAUAUAUAUUCAAAAAUACUUUGUGAAACGUCAGGGCAAAACCAUCCUACUCCAGAAUGCAAGAUGCAAAUGCAUGAUGGCCGCGACGCUAAUAAUUUUUCUAAACUCUUUUGCCUCAUCAGUUUCCAUUAAAGCUGCCUUCGCAUUUCAUCGUAACUAUGUGGAUUCCCACUCCAUUUUUCGUACGAUUAAUGGCGACGACCAAUAAAAGGGUUAAAUUCAUUAUCUAUGUCUCUUAAUGCUCUCUUGGCAAGCAUUGUCACGGCGAAAUGGCCUCAAUACAAAAAUAACUGAUAUAAAGCUUUAAACUAUACACGAAAGAGUUUUAAUGACAUAACAGAAGUAGUUCACAAUAUUGGAGAAAUGCAGUGGUUUCCAGGCUUCGGCUAACGUUAUUCUCAGUUCAAUACAGCUUUAAAUUUCUUCUUGGCAAGAAGAAAAUUUGAUCCUUUCCCAUAACCCUGAAAACGAGUUCAUAAAGCCAACCACUUAGUCGAAAAAUACUGUUACCGUCGAAUUUGUUCUGAAAAUUUGCUAUAUAACCGACAAUUGUUGGAGUCCGCUUUUGGAUCAGCAAUGCGAGAAAUUUAAAAAAAUAAACAAACAUUUUAAUGCAUGCAGCAAAGAUUAAAAACACCUGAGUAUUGCAAGGAUUUAAUUCAUUCAUUCCGAAUAAUGGAAUAUAUACAUUCCGAUUUCAUAAAUAUAUCCAAAUGAGCAUAAUAUAUAUAUUUGUAUAGCAAGGUUGUCUAAUGAAUGCAACACUUAGUCAGAUAUAAAAGUUAUAUGGUCAAAAAUGUACAAUAUAUGAUGAAAGAAAAUACACUUUUAUAUUUAAAUCCUCUUUUACACAAAUGCAAACAAUGAAAGAGUAAUUAGGAAACAAGGAUUAGGAUUUAACAUAAUAUAGGAAAAUUAGUAGAAGUAAUGGUUAUUAGACUAACCAUUUGUGAAAAUAUAUUGAUGUCUUUUCCCAAGAAUGCUACUAAUAAAGAAAUUUCAUUACAUUCCUAACGCUUUAAUGAAAUAACUAUGAAAUGUAUGAUUUGAAUACAUAUUUUUAAGUAUGAUAUUUGUGCGAUAUGUAAAACAAACGUUUGAUGAGACCUAUGUUGGAAAAUGCAGCUCUCUUAUGUGUGGAAAUUAUCCUUGUACAUUAAAUAACGAAAACACUAAUUCAUUGCAGAGCUUAACUGAAGGGUGGAGUCCAGGUAAUGAAAUUUCCCUUUCUUUUGGAAUUUAAGGUAAUUUAAGUAUAUCGCAAGGUCAAAAUGCAUAUUGUAACUAGAAGUGUAAACGACCAUUGUCUAUAAUUUCAUUAGAAAUUCCCGAAUUUACUUCAGGUGCAUUGCCUAGUAAGACAAUAUUUUCAGUUACAAACUCUCAAACUGAAUUAUUUCUAAAAAUGCAGAAAACUACCGCUGACGGAAAUAGAUUAUUUAAGUAUACAUUUUGGAAGUAUAAAAAGUGUUCCAAAAAUGAAAUUAAACUAUUGAAAGCUAUUUUAGCAACGAUUAUAAUACCUUUUUUUAACGAUAUUCCUUUUAAAGUAGCAACUUAUUUCCUUGUUGAAAUAAAAAUUGAAAUUAAGGAUGAGUACUUAUUGUUCGUUAACAUUAACCUUGGAAUAGCUUUAAAAAUCGUAAUUUUUAGAUAAAUAAUAAAAUGUAUUUCAGUAUUUUCUUUGGGCUUAAAAAAAUAAAAUACAUUAUAGUAUUCUGAAAGAAAUAAAAUUUUCAAAUAAAUGUCAAAAAGUAUUUACAUAUCAUUGUUCAUUUAUAUUUUGCUGCUUAACCACUGUGAUACGGAAGGCAUUUCACAUAAACAACGAAAAGGUGAAGAACAAUUUAUACUAUAAGUAAAUUAGCUUAACGCUUUUCUCUCUCGAUGCUGUCGAUCAAAAAUGGGAUAGAGCUUAGGCGGAUACUCCUUGUGUUAUCUGCCAUAAACAACAUUAUCAAAACUUAUAUUUUAAACAGCACAAAUAAUAGGACUGAUUACUUCCUCUCCUUGCCACCAACGACCUUAAUAAUAAUUGAGUUGCUAAUUACAAGCGACCUCAACAAAUAAAAGUGCUCAAGUUAGGAAUAUUUCUCACUUCAAGUGAACUCUUAUUUUAAUGAUUGAAUUAGAAUUUAAAAUUAAGAACCCACAAAAUGUUAUGCCCGUAAGUUUUAUUUAAAAUAUAAUUUAUGAUUGAGAGCGAUACCUUCGGUUAAUUAAGAUUACCAAUGACACAUGUAUAAAGCACACUACGCAGUACAACUAUGCAGUUGAAAAUCUGAUAUCCCGGUAACACAGUCUUGUAUCAAAUACCUUGCUGUAGUCUGGAAACUACUGAAAUUGAUGGUUUAAUUCUAAGAAUAUCAUACUAGAAUACACUAAAGAGAUUUUAUAAUGAAUAAAGAUAGACUAAUAAUACACUAAAUUUUUUUAUGAAAUUUAACUCUUUCCUCUACGAUUGAGAAUAACUCUUAAUAAAGUCAAAAUAGAAAUGUGACCACUGUUUCCACUGAAGUGUACAAGAUUACGGCAGCGUGUAAAGAAUAAAAAAUUAAUUGUAGAUGGUAACUGAAGCAAAUUCUGCCAGAUGUUCUCUAUGAUAACGAAAGAAAUUAAUUAAACGGGAGUAAAUUUGUCACUGGAGCAAACUUAGCAAUACGAAUUUUUGCUAUGUAUAAAUGCAUUAAACGCAAUUCUAAUUAACCAUGAUAUACACCUUUGAUUAUAAAAUGAGAUUUCAUACAAUUGUAAAGGUAUCUAUCUACAUUGUCAUUCAAGUGAUCUGUAUAAGGCUGGUUUAAUAUUUUGAAAUUAAUCGUAGGUAGCAAAUGCAAUUAUCUAAUGUGUUUCUGAAUUCGCUAAACUGUUUAAUCUGAAAUCAAAAACAGAUAUACCUUUCUAACUUUGCUCUUAAACCUUCAGCUACGUUAAGAAAUUAUUGUUUAAGGAUACACUUGCAGAAUUUACGAUUUAAGGAUGGAGAAAAUGGAACACUUUCUUUACAAAUAAAUCAAUAUUUCAUAUAAUAAUAUAUCAAUAUUUUAAACUCUCUUAAUUUCUCCAAUGUUCUUCACUGCAAUUUUGAAAUUUAAGGAAUUUUGAAAAUGCAUCCAAAUAUAUAUGUGGUAUUUUUACUCUUUUUUUUGGGGGGGGGUGGGGGGGAGUACGCUUUUCUCCAGAAUUUACCAAAAAUAUCACACAGACUUUUGUAAGACUUAUCAUAAAUCACAGGUAUGAGCAUUAGCGCAAUGAAACCUUUAAAUACUGAUAAAUUUGUAAGAUAAAUAGUGUCGGAAAACUGACGGAUCCUUAAAGCUGUUGAAUGCAUGCAAUUCGUUUAAAGAUUUUAAAUUUCCUUGAUUAAAUUUUGAGCUUUUGAGAAAAACUUAUAAAUUCUACAGCUGCCUGUUAAUAAUGUAAAAAGUUACUAAUAUUCUGUUUUUAAACUGAAGUGUACAGUAGUAGGGGGCUAAAACUUCCACUUGAACAGAAAGGCUAUCGUAACUUUGAACAUUAAAGACUUCUUGGAUAAAGGUUGACAGACUACUAAUACAUCCACAUUAGAAUAGCGAUUUUGGUGCUUUUUUUUUUUUUUUUCAAGCAUAGAACAUAGUACAAUAAUAUAUUCUUCAUAUAGAUAAAUAUACAGAUUGUAGUAAACCGCGCCUGAUCUGUAGUUUUAGACGUAACACAAGACUGUUAAAACAACCUAUCUCUAAGCAAUCUUACUGUUCUCAAAACCAAAGAGUUACAUCUAUUUCAUUGCAAUACCUAGUGAUAAGUUAUUAAUGCAUACAUACACAUUCUUCACUCAUUAUCACAAUGUAUUCACCAGAGUCUAUUUUUCGACGGUUGUGUGACGGAUCAAGCUGAGAAUAAUCCAUAAUCAUACACUAAAUUGUAAAGAAAAAUUAGAUUAAAAAGUAGCCUGGUAGAAGUUAGAUAUUAGUUGUAAUUUCACAAGCAGUGUUCUCCACCUGUGAAUGUCUGAAGACAAGUGUGAUCUUACAACUGAUCAAAAUGCAUUGCACGGUAAUAUGCAUAUACAUAACUUAAAUAUAUAAAUGAUGUGAAAUUAUAAUACAAAAGACACAUUAGUAGAGCAACUAAAAAUUAUUAUCUGCGAUAGUCGAAUCGAUUGAAAAACACGUAACGGAAGCUUGAUCCAGUGCAGCCGUGGAUUGCCUGCUUUGAUUUAAAACUUUACGUGUUUCAGGAUCAAAUGCGGUGUUCUAAAAGUAAAUAAAAUAAAUUAUAGAGUGAGGUUAUUUGCAUCGUACUUUCAGUGCUUAUCAUUUUCACUUUUAAAGCUUUUGAACUAAAAACUUCACAAAAUCCCAACGAGUUUUCGCGGAAUCAAUGGGCAUUCGACCAUCAGAAUUGCAAAAGCAGAUAUCUAAGUAGUGCAAUAUCUACUGAAAUAAAAGCGAAUUGCAUUCAAUGGCCUUAUGACCAAUGCGCGAAAACGCGAAUUCCAUCUUCUUCAUACCACACUAACGGCAUACGCUAUUUCUUGUCGAUAGCAGCUUAGGCAAGGAAUAGAGAGCAGACACACAUUUUUUUUUUAAAGUUGAAACAGUGCACAUUCCCAUUCUACAACCAACUUUGCCAUAAAAGAGAUAGAAAACACGCUACAUAGCCCUAAAGACUGCAAAGAAGUCAAAGACGAAAUCCACGAAAAGUGAACAAAGGCAAGAAAAAUGAAGAAAAAUAUGCUUCAGUAGCAUCUUAAAUCGGACAUGUACAUAGAAUAAAAUUAAAGCUUUAUGCAUGACUUGUUAUACAUUUUUCUCCUUUUUGCAAAUGUAAACUAAUUUUUUGACAAAUGCAAAUAUGUGGGCGUAUGCUCUAUAUACUGUACAGUGUAUACAGUUGUUAUUGUUCAUUAUGCAUCAUAUUAUUGAAUAAUUAAUAAAUACUCAUACAUCAGCCA
Stegodyphus dumicola is the source of this 7647-nucleotide messenger RNA. Its product is annotated as glutamate-gated chloride channel-like. Gene Ontology annotation, cellular component: membrane. NCBI's taxonomy places the organism in Eukaryota, Metazoa, Arthropoda, Arachnida, Araneae, Eresidae. Gene Ontology annotation, molecular function: extracellular ligand-gated monoatomic ion channel activity; transmembrane signaling receptor activity. Gene Ontology annotation, biological process: monoatomic ion transmembrane transport. The record is from RefSeq and is a predicted model, not a curated record.